ACUGCACUGAGUCGCGGACCGACGUCAUCCGUCCUGAUUUGUAGCAGUCUGGGAAUCAUCUGCUCAUCGCAGCUAGUCUACUCUCUCUCUCAAUUAUAAACCAAACCGCAACAGGUUCAGAACGACAUCAGUGUUCUAGGUUGGGAAUUAAGGAAUAACGUCGUUAAAGGAGGGAUUUGUCCUCAACUAGGAAGAUGAUGAAACGUGCAGCUCCUGAAGCUGCCGCUACCCUCCUUUGCAUUGAACGAUGUCUGUGAGUUAGCCAGCUGAAUAGAGGUUCUCCCUGUAGCCGAUGGUGCUCCCGCUAUGAACGCAGCAGCCCUUGGCUGAUGAUGUAGGACGGACGGAAGAAAUCCUGUGAUAUCCUUCAUCGAAGUCCCCCCCCCCCCCCCCCCCCCGGAAGCACAGGGUAGAGGAUGAAGGAGCAGGAACCUCUGGAAGCAGAUGCAGUCAGCAUGUGGAACAUCAGUCCAGAGGAGAGGCUGAAACAUGAUAAACAGUUUAACUCUCUGACACCUGUCCUGGGAUACAUAUCGGGUGAACAGGCGAGUCAGUUCUUCCUCCAGUCUGGUCUUCCUCCUUCAGUCCUGGCUGAGAUCUGGUCCCUAGCUGAUAUGGGUAGUGAUGGGAGGAUGGACCAACUAGAGUUCUCUAUUGCCAUGAAGCUGAUUAAACUGAGGCUGCAGGGGCGGGGCCUUCCCCCCUCUCUACCAAUCAGCAUGAAGCAGCCACCCACUGCAACGCCCACCUCCAUUAUGAAGUCUUCAGCAUUCUCCGGUAUGGGCUCGAUGCCAAAUCUGUUCGUCGGCAUGCCCGUCCUGACCCCGAUGCCCCUUAACCCCACCCUGACGUCUGUGCCCUCCCUGGUUCCCAUGACGAUGCCCCUGGCCAAUGGCAACUCCAGCCUCCUCAACCCAUCUCCAUUUAGCACCACUCCAGCACUCCCUCUGUCCUGCUUCUCCUCUCCAAUGGCAUUCUCUCCAUCUGCUGGGAUCUCCAAGGCUAACUCCCUAUUGGAUCUGUCCUCUAGCAGUUCUAACUCAUCCUCCACCACCUCCCUGGCCAGUAACUCUCCCAAGACGUGCUCUUGUGAUUGGUCCGUUCCCCAGUCCACCAGGCUGAAGUACAGACAACAGUUUAACAGUCUGGACAAGCUGAUGAGUGGAUACCUCUCUGGCCCUCAGGUGAGGAACGCCCUGACUGCCUCCAACCUCACCCAGACACAGCUAGCUACCAUCUGGACCCUGGCUGACGUGGAUAAGGACGGUCAGCUGAGAGCUGAGGAGUUUAUUCUGGCCAUGCACCUGGUAGACAUGGUUACGACAGGAUGUCCGCUACCCCUCACCCUGCCCUCAGACCUGGUACCCCCCUGUUUUAGAGAUAGCAGGCCAGUAGAGAUGUUGAAUGGAACUGGGCCCUACCUCUCCACUGGCCUGAUAGACGGGACAGCAGAGCUUGAACCUGCACACAAGAACAAGAACAACGUAGUAUCGUAUGAAGACCGUCUGAAGGAAAACUUUGCGCGAGGCAGCGCUGAGCUGGAGAAGCGUCGUCUGGCUCUAGAAGAUAAACAGAGGAGGGAGGUGGAGAUGAGAGAGAGGGAGGCCAGUGAGGUGCAGGGGAUGAGAGAGGUGUGGGAGCAGGAGCAGGAGAACAAGAGACAACAAGAAGAGGAGAGACAGAGAGAGAGAAAGGAGGUGGGACCAGUGUUCAUUUUGUCAACAAAAAUAAACUCAAAUACACCACAUUUCAGUGGCUCGUUUAAUCUCUGUCUCGCUCUCUCUCUUUUUCAUGCUCUUUUCUCUCUCGGGCUCUCGCAGGCAGCGCAACAGGAGCAGGAGCGCCAGCGGAGGGAGGAGUGGGAGCGAGUGAGGAAGGAAGAGUUGUGGAGGAUGAGAGAAAGAGAGCAGGAGGAGAUCACUGUGCUCCGAGCCAAGAAGAAGAGUUUGGAGAUGGAGCUGGAGGCUGUGGGCAGCAGACACAAGCAGUUAUCAGAUGGUCUCCGUGACGCCCAGAGUAAGAGGCGGAUCCAAAGAGCGGAGAUCGAUCUCAUCAAUCAGCGGAGAGAUGGGCGUGCCUCCAAGAUCAACACCCUGCAGACACAGUUUGAGGACUACCAGAGGAAACUGUGUCAGUUGGUUCCACAGCAACAGAGACUGACAGAGAGACUCAAGAACAUGGGCUGCAACAACAUCCCUGCUGUGGCAAUGACCUCUGUAGGUGGCAGCGUUGCGGAGAAGGGUGUGGUCUGUCGGAGGCUGAAGGACCAAUUAGACACUCUGGAGAGAGAGACAACCGACAAGCUGGCCAUGAUGGACCACUACCAGCAAGACCUCAAGUCAGUCGAUAUGGAUGACUGUGUUCUACAGUCUCUUCUCUCGCUGCUGGGCUGUCUCAGUCAACUCUUCCUCCUUAUCAAGGACUUGAGGGAGCGGCAGAGGAAGCAGCAGGCUGUUCUGGAGGACCUCGGCCGGGUCAAGGAGCUGAAACUGAGAGAGAUGGAGAGAGGGAGAGAAGAGGAAAGAGAGAGAAAGAGGAGGGGCGAUGAAGAGGCUGCCAGACAAGCCAAGCUGGAGUCAGAGAGGAGAGAGGAGGAGGAGAGAAGGAGGCGAAUUGAGCCGCAGGAGAGAGGAGGCCGCCAGCAUCCAGUGCUGAAUGCAGAUAGUUUAUUAACCCUGACCUCCUGCAGAGCCCUGUACCCCUUCACCGCACGCAACGCUGACGAGCUCAGCCUGGACGCUGACUGUUUCAUAGAGGUAGAUGAUGAGAUGGUGGGGGAGCCUGGUUGGCUGUGUGGUAGUUACCGUGGGAACAGGGGCUGGUUCCCCCAGAGCUAUGCUGAGAGAUGCACCACCCCCCUUGCCUCUGACCUACUGCCCCCUUCCUGUCCAACACUACCACCCAGCCCGGGACUUCCUGACGGAGAGAUUGCAGGGGCAGGACGGAUCCCCGCCCCCAGCGUCACCCCCAUCAAAGACUCCUCCCAGGAAAACAACACACACACAGAACCUCUACACACCGCUGUUGAUGAGUUGGAGAGCCCAGAUCCCAGCCAGAUAGAAGAGUUCGUGGCCCUGUUCACCUAUGAGAGCCCGGAGGCAGGCGACCUGACGUUCUCUGAGGGGGACGUAGUCAUGGUAACAGAGCAGGAGGGGGAGUGGUGGAGGGGGUGCAUUGGAAACCGGACCGGAGUGUUCCCUUCCAACUACGUCAAACCCAUGGAACCAGAGGUCACUAGGCCUGGAGCUGCUUCCAAGAAACCUGAGAUCGCCCAGGCGAUCACCCUGACUACAGAGCAGCUAAGUCUGUCACCGGGGCAACUGAUCGUGGUCCAUGCCAAGAACUCCUCCGGCUGGUGGCUUGGGGAAUUGCAGGUCCGAGGGAAGGGGCCACGAAGAGGCUGGUUCCACUCCUCUCAUGUCAAACUGCUCCCUCCCACAAGCAGCAAGACUACCCCUGCACCUGUCCCAGGUCAUCGCCAGGUACAACUUCACAGCAGCCAAUUAGGACUUGAUGAACUUCUCCAAUUGUCAGCUGAUCAACGUUAUGGACAGUGACAACCCUGAUUGGUGGAUUGGAGAGGUCAACGGGGUCACGGGGCUGUUGCCAACCAAUUACGUCACCAUGGCCACUGAGUCCGACCCCAGGCAGUAAUGAAAGUAACGCUGGCACCUUGUCCUCUCCCUCUUCUUACUUCUUCUUCUCUGAGCCAAUCCUGGAAGCCUCAACUCUUCAUCUGCCAGCGAGACCCUCCUCUUCUUCCUCCUCUUCUUCCUCCUCCUCUUCCUCCUCCUCUUCCUCUUCUUCCUCCUCCUCCUCUUCCUCCUCCUCUUCCUACACUCUGCUUGUAUCUCAUUUAGAAUGCUUUUUGUUCGUCUAUCCUCACUCUUUAUUUCUCUCUCUCUCCUCUAUCAUAACUAGUUCUCUCUCCUCUAUCAUAACUAGUUCUCUCCUCUAUCAUAACUAUUUCUCUCCUCUAUCAUAACUAGUUCUCUCUCCUCUAUCAUAACUAGUUCUCUCCUCUAUCAUAACUAGUUAUCUCUCCUCUAUCAUAACUAGUUCUCUCCUCUAUCAUAACUACAUGUAGUUCUCUAUCCUCUAUCAUAACUCGUUCUCUCUCCUCUAUCAUAACUAGUUCUCUCCUCUACCAUAACUAGUUCUCUAUCCUCUAUCAUAACUAGUUCUCUCUCCUCUAUCAUAACUAGUUAUCUCUCUCCUCUAUCAUAACUAGUUCUCUCUCUCCUCUAUCAUAACUAGUUCUCUCUCCUCUAUCAUAACUAGUUAUCUCUCCUCUAUCAUAACUAGUUCUCUCCUCUACCAUAACUAGUUCUCUAUCCUCUAUCAUAACUAGUUAUCUCUCCUCUAUCAUAACUAGUUAUCUCUCCUCUAUCAUAACUAGUUCUCUCUCCUCUAUCAUAACUAUUUCUCUCUAUAUCAUAAC
Oncorhynchus mykiss (rainbow trout) is the source of this 4441-nucleotide messenger RNA. Lineage: Eukaryota; Metazoa; Chordata; Actinopteri; Salmoniformes; Salmonidae. The record is from RefSeq and is a predicted model, not a curated record.